AUAUACGUCUAUAUCAACAAUAUUAUUAUCGCUAAUAAGAAUAUAGAGGAGCACUUUAAGUAUAUUAAGACGGUUCUCGAUAUCUUCGACAAGGUAUAUAUUUAUAUUUCGAUAGAAAAAUCCUUUAUAGCCUAUCCGUUAGUGAGACUGCUUAGCUAUAUAGUCAAUGGCGAAGGAGUGGCUAAGACGGACGAUAGGAUCGCUAUAUUUAAGAAAUUCAAGUUCCCCGAUACCUUCGAGACCUUAGAGUAG
Thermothielavioides terrestris NRRL 8126 is the source of this 252-nucleotide messenger RNA. RefSeq lists its product as uncharacterized. The record is from RefSeq and is a predicted model, not a curated record. The annotation marks the transcript as partial. The transcript has a single exon. NCBI's taxonomy places the organism in Eukaryota, Fungi, Ascomycota, Sordariomycetes, Sordariales, Chaetomiaceae.